Cyphellophora attinorum is the source of this 1191-nucleotide messenger RNA. RefSeq names its product Aspartic protease pep1. Gene Ontology annotation, molecular function: aspartic-type endopeptidase activity. The record is from RefSeq and is a predicted model, not a curated record. The transcript is spliced from 7 exons. NCBI's taxonomy places the organism in Eukaryota, Fungi, Ascomycota, Eurotiomycetes, Chaetothyriales, Cyphellophoraceae. Gene Ontology annotation, biological process: proteolysis. The coding region runs from base 1 to 1191 and encodes 396 amino acids.
AUGCCUUCCAUCGUAAAGAUCGUCGCGGCCUCGGCUCUGGCAACUUUCGCCUUCGCUGGACCUGUGCCUCCCGCAAAGCGCGGCAUUACUGUCAACCAGAAGACACCCAAGCCCUAUCGAAAACCCGUUGUGCAACUCCGCAACGCUUUUCAGAAGUACAAUGUCGCUGUCCCCGAAGAUGUUGCGAAAGCUGCCGCUGGCGAAGGCACUGUCGCAGCGAACCCAGAAGACGGAGACGUCGAGUAUCUCUCACCUGUCGAAAUUGGUGGUCAGACAAUCAACCUGGAUUUCGAUACUGGAUCUGCUGAUCUCUGGGUCUUCUCCUCUCAGCUCCCUCGCAGCCAAACCUCUGGCCAUGAAAUUUACAACCCCUCCAAGUCAUCAACGUCCAAGCAGCUCAGUGGCGCUUCGUGGAAGAUCCAGUAUGGUGACGGAUCCGGUGCAAGUGGAAAUGUGUAUACGGACAAUGUUGAUGUCGGCGGUGUGAUCGUUAAAGGCCAAGCUGUCGAGGCGGCAAAGAAGAUCAGCGGGCAAUUCCAGCAGGAUGCCAACAAUGACGGUCUUCUAGGUCUUGCGUUCAGUAGUAUCAAUACUGUACAACCACAAUCGCAGACUACUUUCUUCGACUCUGCGUUAGCACAAGGACUUCUUACCAAACCAGUCUUCACUGCCGAUCUCAAGAAAGGUGCCCCUGGAUCGUACGACUUUGGCUUUAUCGAUGACAGCAAGCAUACCGGCGACAUCGUGUACACUCCAGUGGACAGCUCGAAUGGGUUCUGGGAGUUCACUGCCGGAGGAUACGGUGUCGGCUCUGGUAAUUUCGAGGAACAACAAUUCCAAGCCAUUGCGGAUACUGGUACCACUCUAAUUCUCGUCGAAGACUCUAUCGUGGAGGCGUACUACGGCCAGGUCAGUGCUGCCAGCUAUGAUAGCCAACAAGGUGGUUACACCUUCGACUGCGGCACCGAACUUCCAGACUUCGUUGUCGGCAUCGGAGAUGGUCAGGCCACAGUCCCGGGCAGUUUGAUCAACUUGGCGCCUGUUGACUCAUCUGGUUCCACGUGCUUCGGUGGCAUUCAGUCGAAUCAAGGUCUGCCUCAAGCAAUUUUGGGUGAUGUGUUCCUCAAGGCGUUUCUUGCCGUCUUCGACAACGACGGCCCACAGUUUGGCUGGGCACCCAAGGAGCUGUGA